Melanotaenia boesemani (Boeseman's rainbowfish) is the source of this 6807-nucleotide messenger RNA. RefSeq names its product lysine (K)-specific demethylase 5A (gene kdm5a). The transcript is spliced from 28 exons. Gene Ontology annotation, biological process: chromatin remodeling. Lineage: Eukaryota; Metazoa; Chordata; Actinopteri; Atheriniformes; Melanotaeniidae. The record is from RefSeq and is a predicted model, not a curated record. Gene Ontology annotation, cellular component: nucleus. The coding region runs from base 1057 to 6270 and encodes 1737 amino acids. Gene Ontology annotation, molecular function: DNA binding; histone demethylase activity.
CCUACCCCACUUGCUAGUCAGAGCUAGCACGUUAGCUAAUGUAGCUUUUAAAGACGACGUUAAAUUGUACGGAAAGUCACCUGUGGUCAAACUAAGCAAACAACCUCUUGUCUUUUUUGUGUCUGAUUCAGUUUAACAUACUCUAUCCAUAGCAGACUAUCAUACAAUCGACUUUUUUCGAAUAACGACAAUGUUAGCUGCGCAACGAGCAGCUUUAGCCUACUAAAUUAGCUUUACGCUAGCUUUUUAUUGCCUCAAGCGCUGCAAUGAAUGGGGUUGGUGCGAAGUGAAGACAUCAGUCAGUAGUGUACUCUUAAUGUUAGCAUCCAAUUCUUAUGAUCCAGAUUGAGUGGCACUUUCAGAAAUGGAAGCAGCGAUAGGGGUUUAUUUGAGGAAGCCUGACUAGCGAGCGUGAUUUCGUUAGCUAAUGAGCAUUACGGCCAGGCAGGCGACAGAAGCUAACCGUUGAUUACUUUGUUGGAAAUGGAUCACAACGAAGACAUCCUGCUUUUUUCAGGUAUUGAGACGUAACAACAGCAAAGUUAGCUUGCGCAACAUAAUACAGCCGUCAAUGAAGAUUUUUGCUUUUUGUUUACAAACUUCAUUCAAGAUUCUGUGAUCGAUUUCGGUCAAGAUCACCCAGCAGAGCUGAGAACUGUGAAGCUAUCGUGUUGAGGAAAGAAUGGUGGCAUACAGGACUGACCCUGCCCUGCGCCCCAGGUAGAAGAGUGUUGGCGUUGGCGAACACUCCCCGGCUUGACUUGGCCCGUUGUUUACGGAUGAUGGGAAAACGAUCAUAUGUGGAAGCCUGUUCGUCGUGUAUUUUGCAUUCCCUUUUAGACCAUAUUAUGAAUCGCCUUCGCGACUGGGAUUCACUGCCAUUGAUGUGAUUUUCUUAUACUAUUGAGAUUUAUAUGAGAAGCAUGGACACGGAGGAAGUACCCCAAGAAGACGACUGUUCUUAGUCAUGGACUGUUGACAUCUACUUUGUACAUUUUUAUUUAUUUUAUUUUUAUAUUUGUACAUUAUAUUGUCAAAGACUGGAACCACUCUGACAUGUCUGCAUUUGCUGAGUUCGUGCCCCCUCCUGAAUGCCCGGUGUUUGAGCCGAGUUGGGAGGAUUUCUCGGAUCCUUUAGGAUUCAUCAACAAAAUCCGACCCAUUGCAGAGAAGACAGGCAUCUGCAAGAUCCGACCUCCGCAGGAUUGGCAGCCUCCAUUUGCCUGCGAUGUUCGCAACUUUCGCUUUACUCCAAGAGUUCAAAGACUAAAUGAACUUGAGGCCCUUACUCGAGUUAAGCUGAACUUUCUGGAUCAAAUUGCAAAGUUCUGGGAGCUGCAGGGGUCCAAGAUUCGAUUCCCUCAUGUGGAGAGAAAAAUUUUGGAUCUCUAUCAACUCAGCAAGAUUGUGUCAUCCGAGGGGGGCUUUGAGCCGGUUUGUAAAGAGAAGAGAUGGUCCAAAGUAGCCAGCAGAAUGGGCUUCCCACAGGGAAAAGGCACCGGUUCUCUCCUGCGCUCCCACUAUGAGAGAAUCCUUUACCCCUAUGAGCUCUUUCAAUCUGGAGCCACACUGACUGGCCUCAAUCGGCUAUAUGAUGAAGAAAAUGAUGGAGCAGACGUUGACGAGGGAGUUGGUGAGGAAGCAAUGGAUGAAGAGGAGCAAGAUGAGGAGGAAGAAAAAGAGAAGGAUGGGGAAGGCGACGACACACAAACAAAAGAGCUGCUGCUUCCUGAGAGACGCUCCAGGCGCCUAAAAUCAGAGAGGGAAAACAAAGAUCCAAAAAGCCUCAAAAUCUUUGGAACAAGUCCCAAAAUGGUCGGUUUGGAGAUUGUAUCAGCUGACGAUGGGUUCAGUAAGAAGCAGCGUCACCUCAAAGCCCAGGCUUUUGCCAUCAAAAUGAAACCACGCAAGGAGACCCUGGAGGUCAACUUUAUCGAUCUUUAUCUCUGCCUGGUGUGUGGAAGAGGGGAUGAAGAAGACCGGCUCUUGCUGUGUGAUGGCUGUGACGACAGCUACCACACUUUCUGCCUGAUCCCACCUCUGCAGGAUGUGCCCAAGGGGGACUGGCGUUGCCCGAAAUGUGUUGCUGAGGAGUGCAGUAAGCCCAGGGAGGCGUUUGGCUUUGAGCAGGCUGUGAAAGAGUACACGCUGCAGAGCUUCGGAGAGAUGGCUGACCACUUCAAGUCUGACUAUUUUAACAUGCCUGUUCAUAUGGUUCCUACGGAGUUGGUGGAGAAGGAGUUCUGGCGUCUGGUCAGCAGCAUCGAGGAGGAUGUCAUUGUUGAAUAUGGAGCGGACAUCAGCUCCAAGGAUGUAGGCAGUGGGUUUCCUGUUAGGGAUGGCAAGAGGAGGCUACUUGGAGAUGAAGAGGAAUAUGCCAACUCAGGCUGGAACUUGAACAACAUGCCAGUUCUGGAGCAGUCUGUGCUCACCCACAUCAAUGUGGACAUAUCGGGCAUGAAGGUUCCUUGGCUCUACGUGGGCAUGUGUUUCUCCUCUUUCUGCUGGCACAUCGAAGACCACUGGAGCUACUCCAUCAAUUUCCUCCAUUGGGGUGAACCCAAGACUUGGUAUGGAGUGCCGGCGUCGGCAGCAGAGAAGCUUGAGGCUGUGAUGAAAAAGCUGGCCCCAGAACUUUUUGACUCUCAGCCUGACCUCCUCCAUCAGCUGGUCACCAUCAUGAAUCCCAAUGUCCUGAUGGAGCAUGGUGUACCUGUGUACAGGACCAAUCAAUGUGCAGGGGAGUUUGUGGUGACGUUCCCCAGGGCCUACCACAGCGGCUUCAACCAGGGCUACAACUUUGCAGAAGCUGUUAACUUCUGUACGGCUGACUGGCUACCAAUGGGCCGUCAGUGUGUUGCCCAUUAUCGAAGACUCCGCCGUUACUGCGUCUUCUCCCACGAAGAGCUUUUGUGCAAGAUGGCUGCUGACCCAGAGAGCCUCGAUGUGGAACUGGCUGCUGCUGUCUUUAAGGAGAUGGGAGAGAUGAUGGAGGAAGAGACUAAACUCAGACAGGCUGUUCAAGAAAUGGGUGUGCUUUCGUCAGAACAGGAAGUUUUUGAACUUGUUCCAGAUGACGAGCGUCAGUGCUAUAAGUGUAAGACAACCUGUUUCUUGUCUGCACUGACAUGCUCCUGCAGCCCCGAUCGGCUGGUUUGUCUCCACCAUGCCACAGAUCUCUGCGACUGUCCACUUGGCAACAAGUGUCUUCGAUAUCGUUAUGAUCUGGAGGAGUUUCCUUCCAUGUUGUAUGGUGUAAAGACACGUGCACAGUCCUACGACACCUGGGCAAAAAGGGUCACAGAGGCCUUGGCAGCAGACCAGAAAAACAAGAAAGAUCUUAUUGAGCUCAAGGUUUUGCUGGAGGAUGCUGAAGAUAGGAAGUAUCCCGAGAACACUUUGUUCCGUCGCCUGAGGGAGAUGGUGAAAGAAGCGGAGACGUGCUCCUCUGUCGCCCAACUGCUGCUCAGCCGCAAGCAAAGGCACAGCAGCCGCCUCCGUUCUGACAGCAGUCGUAAUCGCACCAAACUUACUGUGGAUGAGCUAAAAGCCUUUGUGGACCAACUCUACAGGCUGCCAUGCAUCAUCAGUCAGGCGCGGCAAGUCAAAGAGUUAUUGGAGAAUGUGGAGGACUUCCAUGAGCGAGCGCAGGUGGCGCUGUCGGAUGAAAUGCCUGACUCUUCCAAGCUUCAGGCUCUUUUGGACCUGGGCAGCGGCCUGGAUGUAGAGCUGCCAGAGCUGCCCAGACUCAAGCAGCAGCUGCAGCAGGCUCGCUGGCUCGAUGAGGUGCGUGUCACCCUUGCUGAGCCCCACCGUGUCACACUGGAGCUAAUGAAGAGGCUGAUAGAUUCUGGAGUGGGUCUGGCUCCACAUCAUGCUGUGGAGAAGGCCAUGGCCGAGCUGCAAGAGGUCCUCACUGUUUCAGAGAGAUGGGAGGAUAAAGCACGGGCCUGCCUGCAGGCCAGGCCUCGCCACAGCAUGACAACCCUAGAGAGCAUUGUGCUGGAGGCAAGGAACAUCCCAGCAUAUCUGCCUAAUAUUUUGGCUCUGCGAGAGGCCUUACAGAAGGCCAAGGAGUGGACUUCUAAGGUAGAGGCCAUCCAGAGCGGAAGUAGCUACGCUUACCUGGAACAGCUGGAGAGUCUUCUGGCCAGGGGUCGCUCCAUCCCUGUCCGACUGGAUCCACUGGCUCAGGUGGAAUCUCAGGUGGCUGCAGCCCGAGCAUGGAGGGAGAGAACUGCUCGCACUUUCCUCAAAAAGAACUCCACGUAUACGCUCCUGCAGGUUCUCAGUCCUCGUGUAGACAUCGGAGUAUACGGCAACAGCAAAAGCAAGCGGAAGCGGGUCAAGGAGCUCAUGGAGAAGGAGAGAGGUGGCUUUGACCCAGACACCCUGAGCGACCUGGAGGAGAGCCUCGGGGAGGUGCGGGACCCUUCAACUGUUGUAGCUGCCUUCAAAGCCAAAGAGCAGAAAGAAGUGGAGGCCAUUCACUCUCUCCGUGCUGCCAAUUUAGCCAAGAUGGCCAUGGCAGACCGCAUCGAGGAGGUUAAGUUCUGCCUGUGCCGAAAGACAGCCAGUGGCUUCAUGUUGCAGUGCGAGCUUUGUAAGGACUGGUUCCACGGGGCGUGUGUCCCUUUGCCAAAGACAGGAACUCAAAAGAAAGUGAGUGUAGGUUGGCAGAGCAAUAGCAAAGACUCUAAAUUCCUGUGUCCACUAUGCCAGCGGUCGAGAAGACCGAGAUUAGAGACCAUUCUGUCACUGCUGGUUUCACUGCAAAAGCUUCCGGUGCGCCUGCCAGAAGGAGAAGCUCUGCAGUGUUUGACUGAGAGGGCAAUGGGUUGGCAGGAUCGAGCACGCCAAGCUCUAGCUACAGAAGAGCUUUCCUCAGCCCUGGCAAAGCUGUCUGUGCUGAGCCAGCGCAUGGUGGAGCAGGCGGCACGGGAGAAAACUGAAAAGAUCAUCAACGCAGAGUUGCUAAAAGCGGCUGCCAACCCUGACCUGCAGGGACACAUCCAAACUUUUCAGCAGUCUGGUUUCAGCAGAGCCACAUCACCACGGCAGUCUGUGGAUUACGACGAUGAGGAGACGGAUUCAGAUGAGGACAUUAGGGAAACGUAUGGCUAUGAUUCGAAGGACCCUGGUGAGGUGAAGCCCUACCUGUUCUGUGACGAGGAGAUUCCAGUCAAGUCAGAAGAGGUAGUCAGUCACAUGUGGCCGGCUGCCACUCCUUCUUUCUGCGCUGAACACGCCUAUUCGUCAGCUUCUAAGUCCUGCGUUCAAAACCUAGGCACACCCAGAAAGCAGCCCCGAAAGACUCCUCUGGUACCUCGGAGUCUGGAGCCACCAGUGCUUGAGCUAUCCCCCCAGGCUAAGGCCCAGCUGGAAGAGCUGAUGAUGCUGGGAGACCUACUGGAGGUGUCCCUGGAUGAGACCCAGCACAUCUGGAGGAUUCUGCAGGCCACUCACCCUCCCUCUGAGGAAAGAUUCUUGCAGGUCAUGGAGCCUGACAACUCCCUGAUAGAAAAGCCCCUAAAAAUAAAACUUAAAGAUUCAGAAAAGAAAAGGAAACGGAAGUUGGAGAGAGCUGAGCACCACCACAUGCUAAUGGCCACCACCGCUGCUGGAGGAACCUCGACAAUGGGAGAAAUCCGACCAUCAAAGUCCAAAGAGCUAAAAAGGGUUGGGCUCGAACUCGGCCUGGGUGGAAAACCUAAGAAGAAGAAGCUCAAGCUCAACCUGGAAAAGAAUCGGGAGAUGAAGCAGUUGGCCAAACGGUUGGCCAAGGAGGAGAAGGAGAGGAAAAGGAAGGAGAAGGCAGCUGCAAAGGCAGAGGCCAUCAGGGAGGGACUGGAGAAGAGGAAGGAGAAGAAGAUCCUGGACAUUCCCUCCAAGUAUGAUUGGUCAGGGGCCGAAGACUCCAAUGAUGAGAACGCAGUGUGUGCUGCAAAGAACUGCCAGAGACCAUGUAAAGACAAGGUGGACUGGGUGCAGUGUGACGGUGGCUGCGAUGAGUGGUUCCACCAGGUCUGCGUAGGCGUGUCAUGUGAAAUGGCAGAGAACGAAGACUAUAUUUGUGUGGACUGCUCCCAGAAGGCAGAUGGCACAAGUGGAGGCAUGGUCGACGAGGAGGUGACGGAAGAGAGCAUCGUGGUGCUGUCGAGCAUUGUGCAGAGUGCACCCUCGUCAUCUUCUGUGGCCUCAUGGUCCUCUGUGUCCCACUUAAACCCAGCAGCUCAACAUCAGCAGCAAGAGCCUCAGCAGGACAGUUAGCACUAAAAUGGGCUAAGGACUGAUCACCUCAUACAGAACCCAGUGUCCAGGCUAGUGUUACAACCAUGACAAGAAAGGGUUACUUACGAAUGUUAUUUGUUACUGUCAGCUUGCAAAGCACAAGAAAAACAACUUCUUCUAUGUGACUUAAGGAAAAGAAAACACUCUCCCUGUCUGCUAAGAUUUGUUAAUCCUUCUGUGACAGUUUUAGAUCUGAAAAACACCUACUAGCUACUUCCUGAACAAUCAGUGGCUCCGGUUUACUUGCUUAGUCAAACAAACACCUACUUACUUGAGCAGUUGUAUCCAUUGCAAACAGACGGUUAUGUUUCCAGUCCCAAUGAACUCCUGAACCGCUGCCUGCAGCCCUGCUCCUCAGACGGUGACAUCUCAAUAUGUAGGACAUAAAACUAGGGGGAAAAUGGUUGUAAUGUAGUGGAUUUAUUUAUAAUGUACAUAGCUCUUAAGCAAUUAAACUAAUGGAUUGUGGUUUUUUUCUUUUCUCACCUUUAAUAAACUAUUCCUAGUCAAAUGGUU